Messenger RNA from Kickxella alabastrina, 1417 nucleotides. RefSeq lists its product as uncharacterized. NCBI's taxonomy places the organism in Eukaryota, Fungi, Kickxellomycota, Kickxellomycetes, Kickxellales, Kickxellaceae. The coding region runs from base 162 to 1265 and encodes 367 amino acids. The record is from RefSeq and is a predicted model, not a curated record. The transcript has a single exon.
GCGAAGGCUCUACGCACAGGCCAUCCUCGCAUGAAGACUUGACACACGUACAAGCACCCCGUGAGAGCCUGUUGCGAAGGCCAUCUUCGCGCGAAAAUAUACUGCAUAGGCCAUCUUCGCGCGAAAACAUUUUGCACAGACCAAGCUCCAGCGAAGGCACAAUGCAUAGCUUGGCCAGCCGCGAGAAUUUGAUGCGUAUAGACAAUACCGACCAGGCUGUGGGCGCCAUAUUUGUAUCGGGCAUGCUAGGCAAGCAAAUUUGCAGUCUCACUCGGCUGGCGAGCCACAUGGCUGGGUCAGAGCCCACCAUUUGCGCCUUUUUACUAGGGUACAUGGAGACUGACGGCACAGCACACCUGAACCAGUUGGAUCAGGGAAUCGAAUGCGACGGCCAGCGCGUGCCGACCUUUGUGCACGGCACGGACAUUGUUGUUCCGUUAUACCGGGGCUCUUCGAAGAGUCGGUUUUACGCCAGCAUUGUCAGGCCAGGAUUCAUGUGUAGGAUGGCUGCAUGGCUAAAUGACAGUGAUGCGGCUAGUGCUGGAGGGCGGACUGUCAAUUUUAUCAGCAUCAGGCUCGACAUACGCGUCUCAGUAAAUGCUGCCCCGGCUGUGGAUCUGGCAAGUUUGCCAGGGCUGCUUACACAUCUACACCAGGAACGUGGAAAUAAGAAUGGUGGCGGCAGCUGGGGUCGACUAAGCUGGGCGGAGCGUGUGGGUCGCUACGAGCACAAAAUCGGCCCACUUACUCCACCAGCAGACUCCAUCUGGGUAGAUGUCGGCGCCCACAACCCAAACCAAACCAUCGGCGACGCAUUUGUAAAUGCGGGCGCGCCAUGGUCUCUGCGUGUCGUCCAGGUCUGCCCGACCGACAGCCAUAGAUCUGCAACAUUGCGGCAUAACACGAUGACACCGGUCAGUGGCGAAUACAAUAUCACCGUUCACCUGGCUCCAAUGGAGCUGGCGGGAACGAGUCACUGGACGACGAGCACUGUUAAACUUAUGUCUGUAUCGCAAUGUGGAAAUAGUGUUCAUGAGGCCAUCCGCGAGAUGGCACGGCGCUCCGGAGUGUCAGUUGUUGAGAGAAACAGCUCACGAAUUCUUGAACCUGCAAGAAGGCCGCCGUCUAGACAGUACGAGUUACCGAUGCCCGCGAACAUACCAGAGACGACCCAGGCGCUAAUAUGCACCACUCCAAAGUACCCAGCCAGGACCAGCCUUAGCUCGAUCGGUGCUGCCAAUCUUACAGACACGGCGAUGGGAUGACUUCCAAAGCAGCCAGAUGUCCGAGCUGUUAAAUGAGCAGCGCAAUAUUCGCGCGCUGCUCGAGGAGCAGAACGGUCUGAUGAAGGUUCAUGUGUCGCAGACCCAGGAGCUGAUGCGUCUGGCCCACCAGCCGUCGCCGCAAACGGUUACAC